GAGUCGGCGUAGAGACAAGAACACGUCAACCUUUUGGCUUCAUUUCCCUUCGUUCUCCUUCGCCAGCCAGUCGCCUGUCGGGGUCGAGUGGAUAAAGGGGUGAAGAAGAAAGGGAAGAAAAGGUAGAAGAGCCCAGAAAGGACAAUAAUUAAGGAGGAGGGAGUACGAAAGAGGAAAAGAAAGAAGACUCGAGAAUUUCUGUGUGUGGAAUCAAGUUCAGAAUACUCGUCCCCUCUGAUCAGGCAGACCCAACAUCAUGUAUUCAAAAUGCAUAAGUGCAGUCCUCCUUUUGGCCCUUGCUGUGCUGGCAGCAUGUGCCAAGGAUUACUAUGAAGUUUUGGGGAUACGCAGAAGUGCAUCUGAUCGGGAGAUAAAGAAAGCUUUCCGCAAACUUGCAGUUCAGUACCAUCCAGACAAGAAUAAGGAGCCUGGCGCCGAGGAAAAGUUUAGAGAAAUUGCGGAAGCAUAUGAGGUCUUGUCUGACGAGGACAAGAAGCGUGAGUACGACUACAUGGGCCAUGCUGCCUAUGCCCAGAAGUCUGCUGGUGGAGGUGGAGGACAGUACAGCGAUCCCUACCAUUUCAACUUUGAUGAUUUAUUUAGAGAAUUUGAAUCUGACAAUGAUUUUGGAAACUUUGGAGAUUUCAGACACUUUCGUGAUUUUCACACAGACCACAUGAGGCGGCACCAGCAGGCCCACAACAAAGCUCACUAUGGUGGUCGGGCACAUACCUACCAACAGCAGCAGACGCGGUUCUCAAGUGGAGGAAAUGGUGGGAGGACCUGUAGGACUGUCACGCAGAGAGUAGGAAACAUGGUGACCACCUAUACCACCUGCAACUAAAUUUAUGGGUGAUGAUGCUUUUCACCCAUAGUGUAAACCAUAGUCAUUAUUCACUCAUAUAUGUUUACUUUGCUUGGCUCAGUUUUUAAGCAAUAGUGUUCAGAAUCAUUCAUUCUCUAGGGACAGGUCAUCUAUAAUACAUCAUGGACAGAUCUAGUCAGCUAGGUAAUUCUCCCUCUCUCUCCCCCGAAUCUAAGGGGAUCUAAUGGAGAGUGUAGCAUUGAUAGAUGCAUAAUAGCAUCAUUUAUGGUUGACAUAGGAAUACAUGUUUGUAGUUUUCCUCACCAUAAACCAAAAAAUCCUGAAAUAUGUCAAGAAAAUGUGGCACCGAAGUCAAUGAGGACUUUUACCUACCCUGAUCUGCUUGUGUUCUAACUAAUGAUAGGUAUACUUUUGUUUAUGAUAUUCGUUUCCUUUUAAACAUAUAUUUUUUGUCAGUGAAAUGCAGCAUAAGAAAUUUGAACUAGUCAUAUAGAUCCAUUAAAGGAAAUAUUACUUUUUUUCAUUGUUUUACGGUUAUAAUCAACUUUCUUUGUAUGGGUGUGUGUUACAUUAUCAUCCUGUAUUCAGUCAUGAUUAAGUUAUUGUUGUGUGACUAUUUUUACUUGAUAAUGGCACUUAACAUCCUUAUCAAAUGUGUGUAUAUACUCAGUUUUCAUGAUAUUGACUGGCAUGAUGAGUGCGCCAACAAGGAUAGGUCUUAUUAUUUUCCUCUAGUAUAUAGUGUACGACACCUCAUGUAAAGGAAUUGGUA
This is a messenger RNA of Penaeus vannamei (Pacific white shrimp), 1598 nucleotides long. NCBI's taxonomy places the organism in Eukaryota, Metazoa, Arthropoda, Malacostraca, Decapoda, Penaeidae. The record is from RefSeq and is a predicted model, not a curated record.